AUGGGUGCGAGUCGAAAGCUUCAAGGAGAGAUAGAUCGUGUUCUCAAGAAGGUUCAGGAAGGCGUUGAAGUAUUCGACAGUAUCUGGAACAAGGUUUACGACACAGACAAUGCAAAUCAAAAGGAGAAAUUCGAGGCAGACCUCAAAAAGGAGAUUAAGAAGCUCCAGAGGUAUAGAGAUCAGAUUAAGACUUGGAUUCAAUCCAGUGAGAUCAAGGAUAAGAAGGUUAGUGCGGCAUAUGAGCAGGCUCUGGUAGAUGCUCGGAAGUUAAUUGAACGAGAAAUGGAAAGAUUUAAGAUAUGUGAGAAGGAAACUAAGACAAAAGCAUUUUCUAAAGAAGGCUUGGGUCAACAGCCGAAGACUGAUCCAAGAGAGAAGGCUAAAUCAGAGACGAGGGAUUGGUUAAACAACGUGGUUGGAGAGUUAGAAUCUCAGAUUGAUAACUUUGAAGCUGAGCUUGAAGGCCUUACAGUCAAGAAAGGAAAAAACAGGCCUCCUAGAUUGACGCAUCUGGAGACAUCAAUUACUCGGCACAAGGCUCAUAUAAAGAAAUGUGAAUUAGUUUUGAGACUUCUAGAUAAUGACGAAUUGAGUCCAGAGCAGGUUAAUGAUGUGAAGGAUUUCUUGGAUGAUUAUGUAGAGCGAAAUCAGGAGGAUUUUGACGAAUUUGAUGAUGUUGAUGAACUAUACAUUUCAUUACCUUUAGAUAAGGUUGAUACUUUAGAAGAUCUUGUUACAAUUCCCACAAGUGUUGCGGUCGCAAAGACAAUCAGUUCAUUGCCUUUAGACGAAGGGAAGAUUCUAGAAGAUCUUGUUACAAUUCCCACUGGUCUUGCAAAGGUGGCACCUGGUCUUAGCUUGAAGAGUCCCUUGGCAGUAUCGGCAUCACAGUCAGCGUCAUCACAAACAUCUGAGCAAGCUGACGAGACAGCGUCUCAAGAUAGCAAUUCUGACAUUGUGGCCAAAACUCCACCUCCUAAAAGUGGCGGAAUCAGCUCUUCUGCUUCAACACCUACCGGGAACAAUGCCGCUCCUGCUUUUGUGAAUGUUUCAGGUCAUAACUUGUCCAGUUCACCGGCUGCUGCAGUCUUUUCUGUCUCAAGUUCUGUUCGAAAUGUUUUGGAGAAUGCUAAUGUAAAUCAGUCAGCCUCUACAAAGGAAGAAGAUAUUAACAGCUUCCCUAGCCGUAGGCCAUCUCCUUCGCUUUCUGAUGCAGCUCUUGUGCGGGGCAGAAACAGCUUGUCAAAUCAAGCAACAGCCAGCAUCCCUCUUGGUUCCGGAAACAUGGUUUCUGGUAAUGGAGCCUUUGGUUCACUCCCUUCAGCAUCAGAAAUAACUAAGCGAAAUAUAUUGGCAGCUGAUGAUAGACUUGGAAGUAGUGGAAUGGUGCAACCUCUUGUAUCACCGCUAAGCAAUAGGUUGAUCUUGCCUCAGGUUGGGAAGACUAAUGAUGGAACUGCCUCUGUUGACUCUAGUACUGUUAAUGAAGCUGCAGCUGUAUCUGGGAGAGUUUUCUCCCCUUCUGUGGUUCCCGGCAUGCAAUGGAGGCCUGGAAGUCCCUUUCCGAAUCAGAAUGAUGCGGGGCAACUCCGUGGAAGAACUGAAAUAGCUCCUGAUCAAAGGGAGAAGUUUUUGCAGAAGUUUCAGCAAGUGCAACAAGGGCCCAGUACCCUUCUUAAUAUGCCUUCCCUUGUUGCAGGAAAUCAUAAGCAGUUUUCUUCCCAACAACAAAGUCCACUUUUGCAGCAGUUCAACUCUCAAGGCUCAUCCGUUUCUUCACAAUCUAGUAUGGGACUUGGAGCCCAAUCCCCGAGUCUCGGUGGUAUUUCUUCUGUCUCGCUACAGCAGCCCAACUCCUUACAUUCCCCGUCUAGUCAACAAGCAAUUCCAGGUGCUGCUAAAGAUGCAGGCAGUUCCCAACUCUCCACACCUACAUUAUUCUGCUCAGAGUUAUUAAUCCCGGAUAGCGGAGCGACCGACCCCCGGGAAUGGGAAAAGUUGGAAUAG
Molecule: messenger RNA, 2007 nt
Organism: Vicia faba (fava bean)
Lineage: Eukaryota; Viridiplantae; Streptophyta; Magnoliopsida; Fabales; Fabaceae
Source: the annotation of a GenBank genome assembly